GGGGGAUAAAACCCCUGUCAUCAUCCCACCUCAAACUGUUCCACUUACUGUCAAUAACAAUUUCACAGACAUCAACCGUACAGCCAUGGCUCAACUCGAAGGAAAAGUCAUUGCCAUUACCGGUGCCGGGUCCGGAAUAGGUGCAGCCACCGCCCAACUAGCAGCCGCUAGAGGAGCAUCUCUGUCACUAUGCGACAUCAACGAGAAGGGACUGAACCAGGUUGUCGAAGAACUUAAAGGCAAAGGCGUCAACGUGAUCAGUCAGAAAGUGGAUGUAUCAAGUUCAGAAGCAGUGGACAGCUGGAUUGCAGACACGGUCAAGCACUUUGGCAAGCUCGAUGGCGCAGCAAACAUCGCUGGGGUCGAGGGUCCACCUGGCGGCAAGGUCUUCAACAAUCUCGUCGACACUACCAACGAACAUUGGGAUUUCAUCAUGAAGGUCAAUUUGACGGGUCUCUUCUACUGCCUCCGGGCUCAGCUUCGAGUCAUGGAGAGAGGUGCUUCGGUGCUCAACGUGGCGAGCAUGGCUGGAGUGAUGGGCAGACCCGGUAUUGGCGCAUACUCGACAAGCAAGCAUGGUGUUGUGGGAAUAACAAGGACGGCUGCCAAGGAAGUUGGUGAGAGAGGAAUCCGUGUCAAUGCUCUUGCUCCGGGUCCCGUCGAAACACCUAUGUUGGAUAGAUUACGAUCGGAUGGGGGCAGUGUUGACAGGCCUGUCACGAACACGUACAAGACCUUGCCAUUGCAGAGGUUGGGUACGUCCGAGGAUAUGGCAAAGACGAUCUGCUUCGCUCUCAGCAAUGACGCUUCUUUCACCACGGGAGCCACGUUCUCCGUUGAUGGCGGCGUUGCAUGCUAGGCAGACAAAUUCACUUGUCGAGAGACUCAUUCAACAGAAAACUUGCCUAAACCCUGGCUCUUCCAGAGCAAGUUUGGCAUGACAAUAUGCGUGGCGAGCGUGUCUGUACGGCUUUUUCCAUGACAUGCUUGUUUUGUUGCAACCUGCCUACGCGAAAUCUCCGCGAGGCUCUCAUUUCAGGGGUAUUCCAAGUUACGUCCCAUACAACAAAGUCAUUAACCUAUCGCUCAGCAUAUCAAAGAAUCAACCAUCAAGCUAUUCGUGAAGUAUGUA
This is a messenger RNA of Exophiala viscosa, 1132 nucleotides long. Its product is annotated as oxidoreductase. The record is from RefSeq and is a predicted model, not a curated record. Bases 86 to 859 code for a protein of 257 amino acids. NCBI's taxonomy places the organism in Eukaryota, Fungi, Ascomycota, Eurotiomycetes, Chaetothyriales, Herpotrichiellaceae. Gene Ontology annotation, molecular function: oxidoreductase activity. The transcript has 2 exons.